CAAAACCGAGCGACCUACCUGAAGACGAGGCCUGGGUUCUUUCGAGGACAACGGAUAUUUUGGGAGGUCGCCCAAGUUCGGAAAAAAGCAAUAGAAAUUGACCUUUGCUGAGCCAUUUCCGACCACUAUGGAACUGAAGAAGAGUCUGGACAAACAGUCUGCAAGCAACCCCCCGUCUCCCCGAUUCAGGGACUCACACUGCUGUGAGGUCUUGGCUGUGGUCUUCAUCGUGGUCUUCAUCACCCUGGGAAUCUUCCUAGGUGUCCUCAUUGCUUAUCUUGUUAAAGAGGAGCACAGCUAUAUAGGGACUGUGGAACUGAGAGGCCUCAAGUAUGAAGCAAGUUUACGUGACAAGACUUCUGCAUACAACAUUGUGCUGUCCUCAACACUCAGGGGAAAGAUCAGACACAUCUUUCUUGCUUCCUCAGUAGCACAUACUUUUGUGGGCAGUGACAUUAUUAAAUUUGGGAACAGUACAGGCAGUGUGAUGGCGACCUUCCGCAUGACAUUCAGGGUGGAGAGGGUCCGGGCCUUCCCUAAAGUCAUUGUCCAGGACAUCCUGCGACAGGGACUGAACACCCUGCUUCAAGGGCGCCCCCUAGAGGUGUCUGGAUUUGGGGAAAUAACCUCCAUCGUGCUGCUGGGAGCAAGUGGGAAGUCCUUUUACAACAUCGGAGGCCGGAAAGACGGCUGUCCUGCCAAGACCUUCGCUUGCGACAAUGGGGAGUGCGUCACCAAGAUCAACCCUGAAUGUGACUUCGUAGCGGACUGCGCCGACGCCUCCGACGAAGCCCAGUGCGCCUGCGGGAUGAGGCCUGCCCUCUCCACCCGGGUGGUGGGGGGCGCGGACGCCCAGAGGGGAGAGCUCCCUUGGCAAGUCGGUCUGCAGUGGCGGGGGAACCACGCCUGCGGGGCUUCCAUUGUCAACGAGAGGUGGAUCGUCAGCGCCGCGCACUGCUUCGAGAGGGCAAGCAACCCGAAGGACUGGAAGGCCCUGGUGGGGGCGACCCAGGUGAGCGGUGGGGAGCCCCAGUCCAGGCUGAUCAACAUCAAGUCCCUGAUCGUCUCCCCGCGCUACGACCACCUGACUACCGACAACGACGUCACGGUCCUGGAGCUGGAGACGCCCCUGACCUUCGGCCCCUACAUCCAGCCCAUCUGCCUGCCGGCUCCCUCCCACGUGUUUGUGCCCGAGCAGCGCUGCCUGGUGUCCGGCUGGGGGCAGCUCAGCCAGUUCACUGGCAAGCUGCCGUCCACUCUGCAGAGGGCUGUGGUGAAGAUCAUCGACUCGGGCACCUGCAACGCCUCCUACUCCUACAGCGGGGCCAUCACCGACAACAUGAUGUGCGCCGGCUUCAUGGAGGGCAAGAUCGACUCCUGCCAGGGCGAUUCUGGAGGCCCCCUGGCGUGUGAAAACGCAGCAGGGCGAUUCUUUCUGGCUGGAAUUGUGAGCUGGGGAGCAGGCUGCGCUCAGGCCAAUAACCCUGGCAUCUACUCCCGGGUCACGAAGCUGAGGCAAUGGAUUCUCAGUCAUACCAGCCCAGACCCCACUGCUGCCCCUGUGAACACCAGUCCUACUGGCCUAGCAGUGCCCACCUCUACCUCCAGUACUGUCACAGCCUCUCCCACUACAGCAGGGCUGCCACGAGUGAACUGCAGCAGUCAUUUCAAGUGUGCGCCGGGGGCGUGUAUCAGCAAAAUCAACCCAGAGUGCGAUGGGAUCAACGACUGCAAGAACAGGGCUGAUGAGCGGAACUGCGACUGCGGGGACCGGCCGGCGAUCGGCUUCCAGAAGAUCGUGGGCGGCGCGGCGGCGCGGAGGGGGGAGUGGCCGUGGAUGAGCAGCGUGCAGUUCCAGCGAUCGCCAGCCGCCAUGCUCCAGAAAGCCUCGGUGGACAUCAUCAGCCAAUCGGAGUGCCAGCGCUCGUACGCCAACGGGCUGACCAGCAGCAUGCUGUGCGCCGGCUUCAUGGAAGGAGGCACAGACACCUGCACGGGCGAUUCGGGGGGACCCCUGUCGUGCCAGGAGCCCUCGGGACGCUGGUUCCUGGCGGGGGUCACCAGCUGGGGCCGCGGCUGUGGCCGAAACGGUUUCCCGGGGGUGUACGUGCGGCUCACCGCCGUCCGCCAGUGGAUGUCCCAGUACCUGCCUUUCUAGGACGCCCUGCCUGGACCUGGCUGCAAUCGACGAGGGGGACGGACUACUGGGCAAGGGGCAAGGGAGCUCCGUGCCGUCACAACACUACCAUCUUCGAAAAACAGCACACUAACACGAUCUGAAAAUGGACCGACCGAAGGGUUUCCCAAUCACCUUUCAUCCACAUCCCAGUAUUAUUACAAUUGCAAACCCUGAACAACAGUUGCAGGCAAAUAAGAAAUACUACCGGCUUAUUUGCGAGUCAAGA
Lepisosteus oculatus (spotted gar) is the source of this 2405-nucleotide messenger RNA. Lineage: Eukaryota; Metazoa; Chordata; Actinopteri; Semionotiformes; Lepisosteidae. The record is from RefSeq and is a predicted model, not a curated record.